AUGAUGUCAAACACAAUACACACUUCGUCCAUUCGCUCGCCACCUCCCCAGGAUAUGAUGGAGCCCCUCACCAAUAGCGAUACCUGUCCGGGUAUACACUAUCUUGACGUACGAUACUACGCCGAAUACAUUGGCUCGACGAAAAGUGUCAUCACGAGGAUGGUGAACCGGGCCAAAGCUUCUACAACUCAAGAUACAAUAUAUGUGAAAUUCACGAACGUAUCACCGGAAAUCGCCAGAAGUACGGAUAUUAAGGCCACUCGAAACUUCUACGAUUUGCAGACACGUCGCAUGAUCAUUACCAUUACUGGAGGCCCACAUGAGCGAGUGACUAGAGAGUGGGACUUUGUUCUGAGAACCCAAGCGAUAGCCUCAAACUUGGCCGUCGUGUCUGAUGGAUCUGCUCGUAUGGCUGGACAUUCGAGUCACAAAGAACCUGACUCACAAUAUAUGCCAGAAGAUGACAUUAGUGGUUGGCCAACGGUGGUAUUAGAAGUUGGAUAUUCCGAAUCCCCGGGCAAACUGAAAUGUGAUGCAGCAUGGUGGUUAGCUAAUUCAAAUGGAGAAGUCAAACUGGUCAUUACUAUCGCAAUCGACAAAAGACAACCACAGAUCACGAUUGAGUGUAUUGUGCUAGAUAAUUUUAUCUUGCCGGCUCACAAUAAUCGUCCCCACUACCGCACAGUAACUCGACAGCAUCUUACUAUCACACGGCGUCAGGGUAUAAUCACAACACGGCCCUCAGUGCCACUCCGUAUCACCGUCCAAGAGAUAAUGGGACGCUCUCCGUUGCCAGGCGAGACGGAUAUCCUCAUUCCGGUGCCUCGCCUAGAAGAACUUGCUGCUAAGGUCUGGUUUCGGCAAAGAAUUUGA
This is a messenger RNA of Penicillium chermesinum, 873 nucleotides long. RefSeq lists its product as uncharacterized. The record is from RefSeq and is a predicted model, not a curated record. Lineage: Eukaryota; Fungi; Ascomycota; Eurotiomycetes; Eurotiales; Aspergillaceae. The coding region runs from base 1 to 873 and encodes 290 amino acids. The transcript has a single exon.